Molecule: messenger RNA, 2706 nt
Organism: Ordospora pajunii
Lineage: Eukaryota; Fungi; Microsporidia; Ordosporidae
Product: putative phosphate transporter
Exons: 1
Coding region: 1-2706 (901 amino acids)
Cellular component (GO): plasma membrane
Molecular function (GO): calcium-activated cation channel activity
Source: RefSeq, a predicted model, not a curated record
AUGGAUGAAGAAACCUUUGACGGCGAUAUCUCCAUUCAGGAUAUUAAAAAGCCUCCCCUGUCAGGCGCUGACAACGCAAUAGUUUCGAACAUUGUGUUCCAGGGCUUUAUAACAGGAGCAAUACUACUUGUGUAUAUUGUGCUUAGGAAGAGAACAAAGUGGCUGUACAUGCCAAACAUCAAGAACAGACCGCAUCAUCCUUGCUAUGGAUACACAGGCUUCCUGAGCUGGAUCAUACCGGUGGUAACUGUGAGCGAUACUGCGCUACUGACAAUAAUAGGCCUGGAUGCAUUCAUGAUGUUGCAGACGAUCAAGCUACUGUUCAGGAUUCUUUUAAUCCUAUCGAUAUUUAUCAUCCCAUCGCUAGGAUAUCUGUUCUGGAAAAGCGAGUGGAAGGGCGCUGAGCACGCAAACCAGUUCUUUGUGCGGCUUUCGCUAGAAAGCAUCGACCCGAUGUCAAAAGCAUAUGGCUGCAUUGUUCCAAUUGUGUAUAUGAUUUCAUUAUUCAUCAUUUAUUCGAUAUUUAUAUACUAUAAGAGAUACAUUGUUCUGAGGCAGGCGUACCUGAGGAAUCCUGCGAUCAUGACAUCAAUAAUAACUCUGAAGAAACUCUCAUACACACUUGGAUCUGCCGAAAGAUCUACAGAAUACAUGAAUCUUCCAAACAGAACACUUAUUAUGUCGAGGCUGCCGUUCUACAUAAACAACGACACGGAUCUCUUUGAGUUUGUGGAUUCCCUCGGCGUUGGCGAAGUCGAUGAUUGUGUGCUUGUGUACGACACCACAAUUCUCCAGAAGCUGUACAACGAGAAAGAUCAGUACAUACAUAACAUUGAGAAGGAAAUCCACGAGAAGCUUGCAAGAAUAAAUGAGUGGUCUGAAAAAAACGAGGAAGCAUGUAUGAAUUCCAUACCUGGAUUCAACAAGAGUAUUUUCAAUACAGUCAGCGAUGCAGAUAUAAUGGGUGUUUUUGAAGAUGCACAGAAGCAGCAGCUGGUUGCAAUGUUUCUGAACGGCGCACAACAAUUCAGCAAUCUUCUUGAGGAAGGAAAGAUGCCGAAGAUAAACUUCUAUCUUGAUAUGCUGAACGACGUAAACACAAGAAUCAAUCAGGAGAAGGAAGUAAUAAAAAACGAAGAGGCAAAGAACAGAGAGGUUCGAAUGAUAGAGCUUGUGAACAAGAAUCAUUCUCUGUUCCUGAGAAGCGACAUAUCUAAGGAUGCAGGGUUCUUUUCGUUCCAUCAUGUGUUCAACUUUAGCAAGUUCAAGAUGUACUUCACACUCGAUCUUCCCUCAAAGACCAAACGAGGGUUUGUGACAUUCAAGGAUCAGAGAAGCGCUAACAUUGUAAAGCAGUCCCAGAUAGGAUCAAGGAUCUUUUCUGUUGCUGCAGAGGACGCUCCGGCACCAAACAACGUCAUGUGGGAAAACAUCACAAGCAGUGAGGUUGAGAAUUACAUAUACAGCAUUUUCGGGACGAUUUUCUUCAUCAUGUUCAUAGCAUUGUUUUCAUCGAUGGUUGCAUAUAUGGUUACGCUCCUGGUCAGUUCGGAGAUGUUGCGAGAAAGCAAAUUUGUCUCGAUAUUUCUGGAUGUCAGUAAGCAUGAAACAAUCACCGAGUCGCUCAGAGGCAUUCUAUUUCCGUUGAUAUACAGCUCUAUGCUGCUGUUUGUGCCGGCCGUGAUAACUGCACUUGUGAGCCUUGAAGGGAUAUACUCAUACUCUUCGUUCCAGCAGAAGCUGAUGGGUAAGCUCUGCAACUUCUUGUUCUUCAAUGGGUUUGUUUCGGUGUUUUUUGCAUCCAGCUUCUAUCGCUUGGUUGUUGAUGUGCUGUUCAGAGAUCAGAAGUUUACAAAGGUCAUCGAGACAUUCAGCGAAGAGUCUCUUGAGUCUUCUGUGUUUUUUGCAAACACAAUAAUCCAAAGGGCAUUUUUUGGGACUGCAAUAAUACUGCUGAAGCCUGGGCCGCUCUUGAUCAACUAUCUGUUGAUUCCAUUUGUUGGGAGUAAGACAAGGCGAGAGAAGCAUGAUGCAGAGUACUCACCCCCAUUUGACUUUGGAGUGAUGUUUCCGCCUUUGCUUACUGUAUUUUCGAUGGCGAUAGUUUAUGCAACGAUGUGCCCGCUGAUUCUUUUUCUUGGUGCAUUUUUCUAUGCAUGCAGCUACUUUGCAUUCAAGACCGAGUUUUUGUAUUGCUCCAGGAACGAGUAUGAGUCUGGAGGGGAAUACUGGGAUGUUGCAUGCCAGAACAUAAUGUUUUCUCUGAUUUUUUUCCAGGUGGCCACAUUUGCAAAGAUGUGUUCUGAUGGAAGAAUAUAUUUGGCAAUGAUGCUGUUUCCGAUAAUCCUGAUGACGUUUAUUUUCCGCAACAGCUUGAAGAACAUGUUCUACAAGUCGUGCCAUUAUUAUCCUUUGAAUACCAAGGAGGAAGAGUACCUGGACUCAUUUACCGAGAAGAUGCUUGCGUACAGAAUUGAGCUUUUGGAAAGCUGGUCGGAGAUGGGGGGAGGUUCUGAUGCCGAUGUGCUUCCGCUGGUUGAGCUAGGCGUCAAGGAUACGAAAGAGAUAGAGAAAGUGUCUUACUACAACGAUCCCAACACAGAGGUGACGAAGUCGUUUCUGAUUCUUCCUGAGGACUUUUUUAAGAUUGUGUGGUUUUUAGCGAAGAAUGACAAGGACAACAUAUUUGGGCUGAGAAUAGAAUAG